AUGAGUCUAAAGCAGAGUCUAAUGAAUCUGAAUCAGAGAACAAAGAAUCCGAGUCCGAGAAUAAUAAGUCUGAAUCAGAGUCUAAUGAAUCUGAAUCAGAGGAUAACGUAUCUAUUGAAUCUAAUGAAUCUGAAUCAGAGAAUAAUGAGUCUAAAGCAGAAGAUAACGAAUCUGAAUCAGAGAACAAAUAAUCCGAAGGAUAACGAAUCUAUUGAAUGUAAUGAAUCUGAAUCAGAGAAUAAUGAGUCUAAAGCAGAGGAUAGCGAAUCUGAAUCAGAGAAGAAAGAAUCCGAGUCAGAGAAUAAUAAGUCUGAAUCAGAGUCUAAUGAAUUUGAAUCAGAGGAUAACGAAUCUAUUGAAUCUAAUGAAUCUGAAUCAGAGAAUAAUGAGUCUAAAGCAGAAGAUAACGAAUCUGAAUCAGAGAACAAAGAAUCCGAGUCAAAGAAUAAUAAGUCUGAAUCAGAGUCUAAUGAAUCUGAAUCAGAGGAUAACGAAUCUAUUGAAUCUAAUGAAUCUGAAUCAGAGAGUAAUGAGUCUAAAGCAGAGUCUAAUGAAUCUGAAUCAGAGGAUAACGAAUCUAUUGAAUCUAAUGAAUCUGAAUCAGAGAAUAAUGAGUCUAAAGCAGAAGAUAACGAAUCUGAAUCAGAGAACAAAGAAUCCGAGUCAGAGAAUAAUAAGUCUGAAUCAGAGUCUAAUGAAUCUGAAUCAGAGGAUAACGAAUCUAUUGAAUCUAAUGAAUCUGAAUCAGAGAGUAAUGAGUCUAAAGCAGAGUCUAAUGAAUCUGAAUCAGAGGAUAACGAAUCUAUUGAAUCUAAUGAAUCUGAAUCAGAGAAUAAUGAGUCUAAAGCAGAGGAUAACGAAUCUGAAUCAGAGAACAAAGAAUCCGAGUCAGAGAAUAAUAAGUCUGAAUCAGAGUCUAAUAAAUCUGAAUCAGAGAAUAAUGAAUCUAUUGAAUCUAAUGAAUCUGAAUCAGAGAACAAAGAAUCUGAAGCAGAGGAUAAUGAAUCUGAAUCAGAGAAUAAUGAAUCAUAA
Anastrepha obliqua is the source of this 1032-nucleotide messenger RNA. RefSeq names its product putative leucine-rich repeat-containing protein DDB_G0290503. The coding region runs from base 1 to 1032 and encodes 343 amino acids. Lineage: Eukaryota; Metazoa; Arthropoda; Insecta; Diptera; Tephritidae. The transcript has 2 exons. The record is from RefSeq and is a predicted model, not a curated record.